Blastomyces dermatitidis ER-3 is the source of this 2042-nucleotide messenger RNA. RefSeq lists its product as uncharacterized. NCBI's taxonomy places the organism in Eukaryota, Fungi, Ascomycota, Eurotiomycetes, Onygenales, Ajellomycetaceae. Bases 1355 to 1621 code for a protein of 88 amino acids. The transcript has 3 exons. The record is from RefSeq and is a predicted model, not a curated record.
UUUUUAUUCCCUCACGAGUUGGAGGCGAAACACACUCACUCACUCACUCAAGCUUUUCUUCUGGCCGCCUUACCCCCCUCUGUCGGCGCUUUCUUGCCUCACCAUAUCUCCUUUGCGCUGUUCGUGCCUGUCAAGGGCACAUCAUCUCUAUUUUUAUUUUUAUUUUUGAUGAGCUGGCAAGUCUUUGCUGGGUUCGUCAAAUUGGUUGGCCGCUGCCCAACCAUCAGGUUCAACAGCCUGUCUCAUUUGAAUCCAGCGCUCGUGUGGUUGAUAAUAUCCUAUACACCCCCUUUUUUUUAACACUACAUCGCCUGGAGGGAGCUCACAAGCCCCAGCUCGAGCUACUCAAGCACAUCCAUGGCAAGCCAACCUUUGGUGCAUUCGGAAGAGCCCCUCUCACAGCUCCAUUCCAUUUUUCCAUCGAGGUGGGGGGGGUCUGGCUUGCUGUCCACCGGCUAGUCCAUUUACAAAUCCCCGUCAUUUAACAUGCCCUUUUGGGAGAGCUGCUUUUGAUUCCUGUCGCCGGCGCGCAUAGUUAACCAGGCGUCUAGUUCCUGGAGUUCAACUCGGAACCUAAUGGAAAGCGCCAGGCAGCGGCCCGUUCCAUCAGCCUCUCCUCCUAGGAGGAUCAAUGGGCUCUCUCCAUGUCAUGUCGCUCCAAAGCUGGCUCGAUGAUUGCCAGAGGUGGUGUGGUGUGUAGGAAGGAGAAAUGUGGACGUUAACGAUACACACUCGUCACCUUGACUCAAUCUUGCAUAAGACUAUCCUCUUUGGACUGACUGGUUGGGCUCCGGUGCGGUUCUUGCAGUAAAUAAUGAACUUUAUAGAAGUUCAUUGAUGUGGUUUGCCAUCCCUCCUCUCCGCUCCUCCCCAAUUCCUUUAUAUUAGAGCUAUCGGUUCUCCUCCUCCUCUCCUCCUCGGUUUUUUUAUCCUUCAAAAUACCUAAAAAAGAAAAAAAGUUUUUCUUUCUCUUUUGUGUUUAGAAAAUACUUUUUUGAUUCCCUCGCUUCAAAUAUAUUAAUAUAUUUGUUUCCUCUUCAAAUUGGUUUUACAUUUUGCCUACUUCUUGUCACCUGUUUAUAUAACGACUCAAACCUCACGGAUACCAUUAUCGUUCCGAUCUAGCUCAUUGCACCAGAAUUUCCCUUCUACCUUCUCACCCUCUUUCAGAAACAAGAGUUCAAUAAUGGCUAGCCUCGCCACCGCCAAUACUGCUCCCCGCACCAAUGGCGUUCAACGUAUUACAUGGCAGGAGAAGCUUCAAGGUCCGACAAUGUCCUUGACAAUUGAAAGAAACCCUCCCACAUUGUUCAAGUACUAAAAAUCCUCCGAAGAACACUGCAGGAUAAGCCAAAUGCAGGCUCCAGUUUUCAACCUUAUGUCCGAUCGUCGAGGCGGCCGCACCGCAUGGUCUAGCACCGUCACAAUUCAGGGCACCAGCUUUGCUGCCCGCUAUUUCUACGACGGCCAGAAUACCAACAACGCCAAAGAGGAUGCGGCAGAAGUCGCUCUUACGGCCCUACGCUCCCAGAGCGCUCCCUCCACCACUACAUUUGCGGGGCAGUUUAGUACUCGUUUGCCGCUAUUUUCUUUUGGCUCACAAUGGAACACGAAAUUCUAGUGCCCGGGUUGCUUGCAAAACAACUUCGCACGCUUUUUUUUUUUUGGAGGAUUACUUUGGGUUAUCUAUAUAUAUCCUUGUUCAUCUUGCACGUACAUGGCCCCCCCGUUUCAUUCUCUCUAGGCUCGUUUUCCUAACUCACAGUAUUGGACCCCCUUUUUUCCCAUAUCUAUAUCCUGUUUUAAACCAAUUUUCUUUUCUUCUCUGGCUUGCCUCUUGCUCGCUGAAUUCGAUUCUGAUACAACUUACUUCCCGAAGCCUACCAUGUAUUUUUUUACAGGCUAAAUUUUGUUCUGACUUCUGCCUUCUUUCCAUCCAUAUAUGCACACGCUCGCAACGCCGUUUUUACCAUUUCUUCCGUUUUUCUUUCUUUCUUCUUAUUCCUCUCUCUCUCUCUCUCUCUCUCUCUCUCUCUCUUUUU